Molecule: messenger RNA, 7052 nt
Organism: Bursaphelenchus xylophilus (pine wood nematode)
Lineage: Eukaryota; Metazoa; Nematoda; Chromadorea; Rhabditida; Aphelenchoididae
Source: the annotation of a GenBank genome assembly
AUGCGAAAGAUGAAAGAGGGAGAGACAGUCACGUCGUUCCUCAAGGCAUUGGAGGACAUGGUUCAUCUCGCAUAUCCGGAAGCGAAGUACAGCCUUGAAGCCCAACGACGCGCAGAGCAUCAGGAGAACGCUGCAUCUGCAUAAUACGGAAGAAAAGUCGUUGAAAGAGCUUGUAGCUCUCGCACAAAACGAAAAAGAGUUUGAGCAGAUGGAAGAGACGGAGAGACAACAAGCAGUCGUUUCUCAAAUUGCCAUCGGAAACCAGUCAGCACUGCUAGAGAAAGUCGACCAACUAACUCAACAAGUGCAUGCUCUGCAAAUGAAUUCACAACGACAGUGAAGCCCCCUUGCGAGGACAUUGUGCCCAAGCUCGAGGCGACGCCAUCCUUACAUCAAAUGCUUCGAAAUUCAACCAAGUCGGAUAUUUUGGAAUCAUGCGGUCAACGGCACAUGCUAUGAAGAUUUACCCAUGGAAGUCCAUCGGCAUCUGUUGUUUGCCAGCUCAAUUUUCAAAAAAACUUAAAAAAUCUUAACUCAUCUUAGCUCAUUUCAGCUCAUUUUGCAAGGAAACUUAAAUAAUCUUAACUCAUCUUAGCUCAUUUCAGCUCAUUUUUCAUUUUGGGAAAACAAGAGUUAAAACCAGAGAGCCGACAAAUUCCUUGCGAAUCGUUACCAGACCCCCAGAUUAGACGUCUAAAUGGAGAGUGGUUGUCUCGAUUUGGACCGGCUCAUGUAGCGAAACUUCGAAGAUUCUAUGCCUUCACUUUGGAGCAACAACCUUCGCAGUCAGUCGGAAGGAGCGGCGCUCCGUAUGAGGGGUAGGCUGGAGCCAAGGGUAAGUUUCCUAGGCCGUUGCUUAGGAUAAUCCCGCAAGUAGAUGGCCAAUAAAUUACAGUUAGUUAAUUUGACUCCAAAAAAGCUUAAACUUGUCAUGCUGAAAUCUCAUUUAAUUUCGGUUCGAAUGGUGUAUGUCUUGUCUAUUCACUCCGACAUCACUAAUUCACUUUUUUUUUUAAACUGGUGUCAAGUGCAAUAUCAAAGUGUUUCGCCCAGUGCGGGCGUAAUUUGACUCCAAAAAAGCUGAAACUUGCCAUGCUGAAAUCUCAUUCAAUUACGGUUCGAAUGGUCUUGUUGAUUGCUUUCGUGGUGCCCUAAAGGCAGACGAAUAAGGCUUGGUAGGACAGGUAGGCUAGCGGGUCCGGCAAGACUCGUUAGGUCGUAGCGACGCUUUUACAAAGGGAAUAAGGAAUCGUAAGUUUUUCCGCACAAAACGUUAUCCGAGAAAGCCAGUGACGCAAGGGCAGAAACAAAAAAUUUUUUGAUGCAGAAAGUGGAAGAUAUAAAGGCGUGGUAUCUACAGUAUGAAAAAGGAAUUCAACUCUUUCUGAUCCUGGUAGUGAUGCCGAGUUUAGUGGGGACUGUGGGCUUAAUCGUCUACUGGAAAGUCCGAAUAUUUUUACCACGUGGGAAUCAACGCCGUCCAGCUACCAAGUGCGCCAAGCGAAGAGAAGUUACCUCUUCGUCACAUACGUCGGUUCAUCCCCACCGGAGUUGGACGAUUGGGGAAAGGGACGAUUGGGGAAAAAGACGAUUGGGGAAAAAGACGAUUGGGGAAAAGUACGAUUGGGGAAACCGAAAAGUAUUAUUUUUCUUCCAUGCAAAUGUCGAAGUUAGGAUAAUCGAGGGUGCUCAUUUCGAAAAUGACAUUCAUUUUUUUGAUUCUUACUUUUUUCCUUAAGCAGUAGUGUUAAAAAGUAAUUUUUUGAAAUUUUUCAAAAAAUACUCGAUUUAGGGGUUUUCGAGGGUGCUGAUUUCGAAAAUCAUGUUCAUUUUUCCUCUAGUACUAUAUACAGGGUGUUUCAAGAAAUUUGGCAGAAACUAGUUGCGAAUAUUUUUGAGCUCUUGCUAGUUAUCGCAGAAAUUCAUUUUGUUUCUAAAACUUGACAGCGGGCGGUUUUGUACUGAACAAAAAAAAAUUUUUUCGUCGGCGGAGAGGCCAGUUCUCGGCGGAGGCAUUUGGGGCCUUUUUUAAAAAUCACACCUUAUUACAUCGUGGAAACUCUGUUACAGUGGCCAAAAUCAUGUUUACGUUAAACCUCCGUGGAUUUUGCGGUAUGCUUUUUUUUGUUUUCGAUUUUCGCUCAUCCGCGGAGGCACGGCGGAGACCUCAGGUUUCGGCGGGCGUCGUUUUGAGCCUUUGGAUCAUUCAAUUCAGGUUGGAAAAAAGUGUGGGGUGAUUUUUUGUUGUCACCCGAUGCACAGAUGCAAAAAUUUCGCACUUUUUUUCCCCGGCGGAGGAUUUGGCGGAGGCUUUACCAAAGGGUCAGAACAGUCUUAGGAGUCCGGGAAAAAACUCAGCUACAAGAAUCCAUCACAGCAACAUCAUUUUUCUUAUUUUUUGGUUCGGCGGACACAUCGGCGGAGGAUUCGGCGGAGGCUUUAUCAAAAGAGUCAAAGUUUUGUUUUGACCCUUUGAUAAAGCCUCCGCCGAAUCCUCCGCCGAGGGAAAAAAGUACAAAAUUUUUGCCAUCUGUGCAUCGGAUGACAACAAAAAAUCGCCCCAACCUUUUUUCCACCAUGGAUUUGCAAAAACCGAGGGCCCAAAACAAAGUCCGCCGAAAUCUGAGGUCUCCGCCGCGCCUCCGCGGAUGUUGCGUAAAAUCGAAAACGCAAAAAAAAACAUACCGUAAAAUCCACGGAGGUGUAACGUAAACAUAAUUUUGGCGGUUGUAACAGAGUUUCCACCAUACAAUAAGGUGUGAUUUUUAAAAAAGGCCCCAAAUGCCUCCGCCGAGAACUGGCCUCUCCGCCGAUUUUUGCUCAGUACAAAACCGCCCGAUAUCAAGUUUUAGAAUCAAAAAGAAUUUCUGCGAUAACUCCCAAGAGCUCAAAGAUAUUCGCAAUUAGUUUCUGUCAAAUUUCUUGAAACACCCUGUAGUUUGCCACUAUAGAUUGGGCAAAAUGUCGUGUGCACACAACCGCCAGGUAAGUUCCAUUUCAAAACUUCUUGUAUUCCCGCGUUCUAGGAAAAUUUACUAGACAAUACAAGAAGAGCCCAGUAGAUGAUGCUAAAAAAUAAGCCAAUUUAACACCUGGUACUAUUAAGUAAUGAAAUUAUUUUUUUGGUACCGCGAUGCUAGGAAGGCGUAGGUCUCGCCGGUAGAGCUAGCCGUAGCCUCAUGUUUUAUCAGUUCAUUGUCCCAUUACUAACCAGGCAGAGUCUCCGAAAGCAUUUUUGAAGUUAAAUUUCAGAAUACCUGGCAAAGCAGAUAUAGAAGGCUAGGGGAGUGGCAAAUCCAAAAACAUCGGACGGCAGGCACACUCGUGUAAAAACAGCAAGCACUUUUGCAAACUCUCAAAACGCGCGUUAAUUAUACAUGUAUUUUUACUCUUUUGGACCGAAAAAGGCUGAUCACGUUUAGCCAUAAUUCUUUAGUUAUUUUUAUACAUUUGUUCAUAUUUUUCGUGGGAGAGCGUGAGACGUCACGCAAUCCAUCCCGUUAGUAGGUUAUUGUUUAUCGUCAGUAAACCAGAAUUUUGCGAUGCGGUAAGAAACAGGUCUUCCGGCGCAGUCGGCAACCUCAUUUUUCGCAAUUUCCAUCGUGUCGAGUACAGUCGCAUACUUCAUCGCUGGUAUAGUGGAAAUCUAAGGUCAGUUUAAAACUUUAGUAACAUCAAAGUAGGUUUGUGAACGUGAUCCAAUUCCAAACCGGAAAGGUCCUUCGAUAAGUGACCCACUUUCGUGCAAUCAAUCAAAGGAAUUUGUAAUCCAGAUCACGGCCACAACCGAAAGAUAUUUGUACUAACUUAUAUUUUACAUAUUUUUCCACGGGGGAAUUUCCAGUUUAACUUACAAAGGUUUAACUUGUUAGAAUAAAUCCAGCCAGAUUUCGCCCAUUGUAUUUAUAUUUUAUUUAGCUUUACAACUUUUAAAGAGGGAUGAAAAAUGUUAAGUAAGACGACGAGGGCGUCGUGUCUUUUUGGUUGGGAGGAUGUUGCGGGCAGAUAUCAAUCAUCUCUUCCGCCGUCGGGAGAGAAAGAGAAUCGCGCCCUAGAUCUUCAGUCGGGGUUUGUUGUAGGCCUUGGGUGCGGACGCGCACCGUUGGAGUCUCCUCAAUAAAACUCUCGCAGUUAUAUACUUCAGUACUCCGCCUGAUGCUCUUUACUUGUAAAUUUCAUCUUGUCGACCCUGGCAAUAUCAAAAAAAAGAGAGCUUCAUUCAGAAAUGCCACGAGAAAAAACCCGGGAAAAGAUCAGAAGUUUUGUUUUACAAUCAACUUCCCUUGCUCUUUGAGAUGAAGAAUUCAUGUUUUCUGGAUUAUUAACAUUCAUAUUAGAAAUGUCGAAAUAAUAAAACUACAGACACUACGAUUUAUUGACAAAACAAGUUCAAUAUUUAUAUUGAAAGCCUCCAUCACUGUUAGUAUCUCAACUGUAGAAAAUGAAUUUCAUUGGACUCUUGAUAUGCCCCUACUUUUCGCCAUGGCCAUGAUGACUGAAAAGCUUUGUGUAUACUUAUCCGACUGCACGAUGUUUGCGCAAUGCGCUGAAGGUUGCAUUGAAUGCAGAUGCGAGUGUUUCCAAGAAAAGGUUUUGAAAAAUUAUUUAUUCGAAUGCGAGCUUCUAGUUCGCGCUUUGCAGAAACCGCCGAGAAAGAAGGGCCGGAAUAUCAAAAAAAAACCCUUCAAAUGCCGGCGAAUUUCCCCUGACUCCUCUGAUCUUGGCCUUCCGUUUCAGGGGAAAAUUUUAUUUUUUAUCGCCUGAAAUUUUUUCUUGAUAAUGUUCAAGACUAUUUUGUUGCUUUUAUGUGGAACUUUGUGCGUUUUUUCAUUUUUUUACAUUCUGGACAUAAUUCUUUUUUCUACUCUUGCGCCAGCAACGAUCGUUGAAUAUCCCGGGCCGGGCCGGGCCCGGCCCACUAGCCAUGUCUAAUCCCGGCUGCGCCAGCAAAGCGCGAGUUAAGACUUUCAAUAGUUGAUGCCCGGCGGUGUGCAAAUUUUAGAGGAAAUAUGAGCGUCGCACUUGCGGCGCUUCCCUUGUAAGCGAAACAUUGGAGAUGUCACACAUAUAACCUAAUUAAUAGCAACAUCGCGGUAUAAUAAAGACUGCGGAUUCUUAUGCCCUGUAUAUCACAGAAAUGCCGCGUGUUUACUAUCGCAAAAUGGGCUCUCAGCGAGUCAAGGCCAUUUAAAAUCAAGAUCAUACGCUUUCACGACUGCUCGUCAUUCAUGUAAAGGAUUACGGCGUUUGUUUCGUAACUCAUUUUAUUUGAUCGUGAGCCUCCUCAGAAGCUAUGGCUUUAUUGGCAUUGCGAGCUUUUAUCUGUUUGUAAAUCUCGCGGUAAAAAAGCUGGAUCAGAACGCCCAACAAUAAAGAUCGUGUCGAUAAGUCGCGCGAGUGAUUUUUGUGGCAACAAAAGAGAUUUCAGAUAUCAAUGCCAUAGUAGGAAAUUAUCAGAUUUUCUUGAACAUAAAGGUUGCUUUAUAUAGAAAUUGAUAUAGAGAUAGAAUUUAACUGUCGUUACUAUAAUUACCAUUAUAAUAUUCCAAUGAUAUAAGUUGCAAAUACUGUACUUUUCGUAUAUAUAUUGGCAUAUAUGUUUUUUUUUAAAUUUUUGACAUAUAUUAAUAUAUAAUACAUAACAUAAAUAUCCUAGUUGUGAUAUGUUUAUAUACUACAAUAUAUAAUAAUAAAUAAUACAAUAUAAUAAUCUAUCUGUAACAUGUAUUUGUAUAUAUAAUUUAUAAUUAUACUUGUGGUGAAUAUCCCAGGAUACACUCUCGAAGGUAAAAAUAGCAAAGAAACUUACAGGGGAAGUACUCCAAGUGCGACGCUCAGAUUUUGAUGAAACUUGGCACAAAAUGCGAGAAUCCUAGCUCGCGCUUUGCAGAAACAACCGAGAUUUUUAGAUCGAAAGUCGGCCAAAAUUUAAGACUUUGCCGAAUUUCGGCACGAAAAGUUUCAUGCGUAUUUCAACCGUAAAGGAUAAUGUUUCUACAAAAAAUCAAAAUUUUCCGCACGAAACUGCCAAAGUUAUGGCCAAAAAGAUGUUUUCUCUCUGACCGCUCUCCACGGUUAGCGUGCUCUCUCGGCGGCAAAAAUCGUUCCAUAUCUCGGCGGCGCCCGCAAAGCGCGAGCUAAAACUUUCAGGAAUUGAUAUUAGUCUAUUCCCGACGUGUGUGCAAAAUUUAAAGAAAAUCUGAGCGUCGCGCUUGGAGUACUUCCCCUGUUAGUGUCAAAUUUUUGCCAACUUUCGAUCUAAAAACCUCUGUUGUUUCUGCAAAGAGCAAGGUAGGAUUCUCGGAUAUGCAUAUUUUGAAAAAAUUGUUCUUAAUAUGUGCCAAGUUUCAUCAAAAACUGAGGGUCGCACUUGGGGGACUUCUUGUUUUAAAGGUUUGUUACCCGCUACAUUCGCGUUUUAGACUACAGCGACAUCUUUUAUCUUUGUCAGGAUAAAAGAUGUCGCUGCCUUUAGUUUAUUUACUGUUUCUUUUAUCGUUUACAAUGUAUAUUUUAACUUUUUUUGCGUUUUCUUACAGUAGACAUAGUUACUCCUACCAUAAUUAAUGGUCAUCCUACAGUUUUUUCUGUGUUUUUACCAAUUUUAUUUGUGAUUUUUUUAGAAUUUACUCGUCCUCUAAAGAUUUAUUCAAUUGGAAAAUAGGUUAGUUCAAAAAUAACAUAAAUCUUUUUUACGAUAAAGAGAGAUGCGCACCCCGAUUUCCAUCAGUUGGCUUGUAUUGUAGGCUCCACACACGGACGCGUGUGUGGUAGGUCUCCACAAUAAAGUAUUGGAUACAAACGCCUUCGGAAUGUACAAGGUUUUAAAACGACUGAGAACUAGGGUCAGUACCUGCCCACAGCAGAUGUGCCUACGGGGAAAGGCCACGACCAUCCUCUACAACUACCGACUGCGGCCGCUCGGCCUGGCGAAAGCCCAGGCUCUCCUCAUUCUAGUGCCAGCGCAUGAGUAUUGCCAAUACAGUAAUCGUGGUUUGGACGCAGAAAAAAAGCUUGACACUACCUAUCGGUUAGGGAAUGAUCGUAAAUGA